UACUUCUCAAAUUUGCCUUUUCCCUCGGUUCUUGUGAUACCUGAAGGGAACCAGAACUGCAUCUCUUAUUAUCGUGCACCAAUAUAUUUUUCCUACUCCCGUUGUUCAAUUGUCAAGAUGACAACUCAAACCCCGCCUCCAUCCGCAGACCCCGCGUCUCAAAAGAUCUUCACAAUCGGCACGCGCAAAUCCAAGCUCGCCCUUCUGCAAACAGAUCUUGUUCUUGCAGCCCUCAAGGAGCGAUUCCCAGAUUAUACCUUCAAGAUCCACUCGCGUGAGACCGCCGGUGAUCAGAACACAACCAUUGCGCUUCGAGACUUUACCACCAAAAACCUAUGGACACAGGAACUCGAGGAUCUCCUAGAAGCUGGAUCUGUCGAUCUUAUUGUGCAUUCCUUGAAAGAUGUUCCCACCCUUUUACCGACCUCCUGCACCCUUGGCCCCAUGAUGAAACGGGAAGAUUCAAGAGAUGGAUUAGUCAUCAAGAAGGGUCUGCCGAAUAUGAGUUUGGCUGAAAUGCCGGCAGGUUCAGUCGUUGGAACAUCUUCCAUCCGCCGCACCGCCCAACUCGCUCGGAAAUACCCGCACCUGAAGGUGAUGGACGUUCGUGGCAACAUCGGCACUCGGCUUGCUAAGCUUGAUGCAGAGGAUAGUCCGUACACUUGUCUUAUCCUGGCUGCCGCAGGCUUAUUGCGUCUGGGGCUCGGAGAUCGCAUCUACCAGUACUUGGACUCAAGGAACGCGGGGAUGCUGUAUGCCGUGGGUCAGGGAGCAUUGGGCAUUGAGAUUCGCAAAGGAGAUAAGGCCAUGGAGGAUAUUCUGAACACUAUUGGUCAUAAGGAGACAACCUUUGCUUGUCUAGCUGAGAGGAGUCUCUUGCGGACUCUAGAGGGUGGUUGCAGCGCGCCGCUAGGAGUAGAGACUGAGUGGAUUCAGGACACUAACGGGUCAUCGAAACUGCGGAUGAGGUCUGUCGUCGUCAGCGUGGAUGGUAGUGAACAUGCUGAGGUCGAGAUUGAUGGAACAGUUGACUCACCUCAGUCUGCUGAAGAAUUCGGUGUCACGGUAGCCAAAGCCCUGGUCAACGAAGGAGCCGGGAAGAUUCUCUCAGAAAUCCAGCAAAACAGACAGCUGAAGGUUCCCGUUUCGGAGUCAACCUAA
Messenger RNA from Aspergillus nidulans FGSC A4, 1161 nucleotides. Its product is annotated as hydroxymethylbilane synthase hemC. The transcript has 2 exons. Gene Ontology annotation, molecular function: hydroxymethylbilane synthase activity. Lineage: Eukaryota; Fungi; Ascomycota; Eurotiomycetes; Eurotiales; Aspergillaceae. Gene Ontology annotation, biological process: tetrapyrrole biosynthetic process; heme biosynthetic process. The record is from RefSeq and is a predicted model, not a curated record. The coding region runs from base 118 to 1161 and encodes 347 amino acids.